AUGCCCAGGGCGAGCCGCACUCCUGGGCAGGACGGUGCAUUUCAGCACCAGCUGACGUUCACCCCAUGCCCUGUGUUCUCUCCAGCCAGCUGCCUCCCCUUCACACUUCAAAGUGGGAGCCAAGGACCUGCCUUGCUGACUCUGAGAGACAGGACAGACCCCUGGGAGCCUACUUGCAAUGACCCCACAGAAGGCAGCCCGCAUUCCUGCAAAGCAACAGGUUUGACAGAUGAAAAAGUGAAGGCAUAUCUUUCUCUUAACCCCCAGGUACUAGAUGAAUUCGUAUUUGAAAGUGUUAGUGCGGAGACAGUAGAAAAAUGGCUGAAGAAGAAAAACAACAAACCAGAAGAUGAAUCGGCUCCCAAGGAAGUCAGCAGGUACCAGGAUACGAAUAUGCAGGGAGUGGUGUAUGAGCUGAACAGCUACAUAGAGCAGCGUUUGGACACAGGAGGUGAUAACCAGCUGCUCCUCUAUGAACUGAGUAGCAUCAUUAAAAUAGCCACAAAAGCUGAUGGAUUUGCACUGUAUUUCCUUGGAGAGUGUAAUAAUAGUCUUUGUGUGUUCACCCCACCGGGAAUCAAGGAAGGAAAGCCCCGGCUCGUCCCUGCUGGGCCCAUCGCCCAGGGUACCACCGUCUCUGCUUACGUGGCCAAGUCCCGAAAAACGUUACUAGUAGAAGACAUCCUUGGGGAUGAGCGAUUUCCAAGAGGCACUGGACUGGAAUCAGGGACCCGCAUCCAGUCUGUUCUUUGUUUGCCAAUUGUCACCGCAAUCGGUGAUUUGAUUGGCAUCCUGGAGCUGUAUCGGCACUGGGGCAAAGAAGCCUUCAGUCUGAGUCAUCAAGAGGUCGCAACCGCCAAUCUUGCCUGGGCCUCGGUAGCCAUACAUCAGGUGCAGGUAUGCAGAGGCCUUGCCAAACAGACUGAACUGAAUGACUUUCUACUCGACGUAUCAAAAACGUAUUUUGAUAACAUAGUCGCAAUAGAUUCUCUACUUGAACACAUAAUGAUAUAUGCAAAAAACCUGGUGAAUGCCGAUCGUUGUGCACUUUUCCAGGUAGACCAUAAGAACAAGGAGUUGUAUUCAGACCUUUUUGACAUUGGAGAGGAAAAGGAAGGAAAACCUAUCUUCAAGAAGACCAAAGAAAUAAGAUUUUCAAUUGAGAAAGGGAUUGCUGGUCAAGUAGCAAGAACAGGGGAAGUCCUGAACAUUCCAGAUGCCUAUGCAGACCCUCGCUUUAACAGAGAAGUAGACCUGUACACGGGCUACACCACCCGGAACAUCCUGUGCAUGCCCAUCGUGAGCCGAGGCAGCGUGAUAGGGGUGGUGCAGAUGGUGAACAAAAUCAGUGGCAGUGCCUUCUCCAAAACAGACGAGAACAACUUCAAGAUGUUUGCUGUCUUCUGUGCUUUAGCCCUACACUGUGCCAAUAUGUAUCACAGAAUCCGUCAUUCCGAGUGCAUUUACCGGGUGACCAUGGAAAAGCUGUCUUACCACAGCAUCUGCACCGCCGAGGAGUGGCAGGGCCUCCUGAGCUUCAGUCUCCCUGUGCGUCUCUGCAAAGAAAUCGAAUUAUUCCACUUUGACAUUGGUCCUUUUGAAAACAUGUGGCCUGGAAUUUUUGUCUAUAUGGUCCACCGGUCCUGUGGCACAUCCUGCUUUGAGCUGGAAAAGCUGUGUCGCUUCAUUAUGUCUGUGAAGAAAAACUACCGGCGGGUUCCUUACCAUAACUGGAAGCAUGCGGUCACUGUGGCCCACUGCAUGUAUGCCAUACUCCAGAAUAGCCACGGGCUCUUCACCGACCUCGAGCGCAAAGGGCUGCUGAUCGCGUGUCUGUGUCAUGACCUGGACCACAGGGGCUUCAGUAACAGCUACCUGCAGAAGUUCGACCACCCCCUGGCAGCUCUCUACUCCACGUCCACCAUGGAGCAGCACCACUUCUCCCAGACUGUGUCCAUCCUCCAGUUGGAAGGGCACAAUAUCUUCUCCACCCUGAGCUCCAGUGAAUAUGAGCAGGUGCUUGAGAUCAUCCGCAAAGCCAUCAUUGCCACAGACCUUGCUUUGUACUUUGGAAACAGGAAACAGUUGGAAGAGAUGUACCAGACUGGAUCGCUCAACCUUAAUAAUCAAUCACAUAGAGACCGUGUCAUUGGUUUGAUGAUGACUGCCUGUGAUCUUUGUUCUGUGACAAAACUGUGGCCAGUUACAAAAUUGACGGCAAAUGAUAUAUAUGCAGAAUUCUGGGCUGAGGGGGAUGAGAUGAAGAAACUGGGGUUACAGCCCAUCCCUAUGAUGGACAGAGACAAGCGGGAUGAAGUCCCCCAGGGUCAGCUCGGAUUCUACAAUGCCGUGGCCAUCCCCUGCUACACCACCCUCACCCAGAUCUUCCCGCCCACAGAGCCUCUCCUCAAAGCGUGCCGGAAUAACCUCAGCCAGUGGGAGAAGGUGAUCCGCGGGGAGGAGAGCGCCCUGUGGAUCUCAGCCCAGCCGGCGGCCCCGGGGGCCUCUGAGAAGCUGCCAGUGAAGAUGGAUGACUGACGCUGACGCAAGCUGCCCCCCGAAGAUGCUCGUCUUGCUUUGACUGUUCGUCCUUUUAUUUUUGUGGGGGGAGACCUACACCUGGUGCCUGGGAUGCAGACCUCUUCAGGAAGGCAACGUCAAGUGAAUGUGCUGAGCAGGGGCCUCCCUGCCAGCCUCAUUGGUGGCUCAGUACACAGAGGACUACCCCAGGGCGAGAAGCCACCUGCCCAGCAACUCCAUUCGACUUGCAAACUGGCCUUUUCUAACGGCUAACAUUGCUGAGGCUUUAAUUGGAAUGGACACAAAUUGUUCAGAAGGGGGUACUUUUCCAUUGUCUUUCUAGUGAGGGUUUAAAAUGGUACUACUAUGAUAUUGUACUUUGACUUCAGCACCAAUGUGGCUUUGAUGUUACUGGUUAUAAAUAGGAACCCUUCCACAUCCCUAUUGUGAAUGUCCAUGUGUGACCUCUGUGGUUAGUAUGAACUGUAGCAGACAGCCUCAGGAGAAACGCCGUCGGGGUCACAGAGUAACGAGCAUGUUUCGGCAAUCAGUGGCGGAAAACAGCUUCUUGUCUGAGAGCCUCAUGAAUGAGAAAUUAGGUGGACUGAUGUGUAUUCUUGAAGUUUAUACUAAAGGGCUUAGAUAAAUAAAUUUACCACUAAAGGAAGUAGAUUUUGUAGCCUUUUGAGAAGAGGUGCAAAUAUAUAUCAAAGUAAAUCUCAGAACUCCCAAGUAUCAAUUCAAAAGAUGUCAAAGAAUAUUAAAAAAAAUUUUUCUUCAUUAUAGUCUUGGCAAAUUCUCUCAACUCUUUGCGUGAAGAACAAAAUAAAAACAAAGCAUGUCAACAUUUUUUUUUUUUUGCAAAUGAGACUUAUGGAUAUAAAAAUGUAAAUUUUUAAUAAUGGUUUAUGUUUUCCCUGGGUGUCAUUUAGACUCACAUUCACAAUUAAAGAUUUGGUCUAUGAGUUAUUUAAUUAAUAUACCAUAUAUUUAUUUCUCUGAAUAUCAAAUUAAACCAUAAGUUUAGGUCUUCUUUAGUUCUUGCUUUGACCUGCUGCGUCAUCUUCCAUUACCCCUUUCUUUGUGUUACUCAGUCAUGUCUCAGAAGUUUUCAUCCCAUGACGGAAAAGAAUACAGUUCAGCUGCAUUGUAGCUGAUUUCUGCUCUCUCUGCUCUGCUUAAGGUCAAAUAUUUACCUGGAAACCUGGCUUGAAGAGUUUCUUCUGUAUAAUUUUUGGUAUUGUAGACUAAUGCUCUGCAAUGUAAAUGUUUUGAAAAAAUAUAAAUCUGAACCUAAAGUAAUAGUCUGAACCCCUUCCUACAUGGAUGAUAAGCCAGUCACCUCUGGUGCCUGUCAAUGCUUUAAAGAUUUUUGGCACCAGGACACAGUGACUUCUGAAGAUGGGGUUGGUGUUGACCUGAACGAAGAAGGAAAGUUCACAAGGCAAUAGGCCAGUCCACAGCAACAGUCCGUCCACUGCUCAUCUGGCCUGACAGGAGACCAGGCUGUUAUGUUUAAUAAAAUAAGUCUGCGAAAUAGGUUUUGUAUUCGGUACUGUACACGCUGUUGCUCACAUGAGCUUGGUUUUCACAAAACAGAAAAUGAAAUUGGAUGUUUCUACAACAUGGUUUAUUUCGUAACUCAUGUUGUAACAGAGUUAGCUAUACAUAAACAUGGUUCUUAUUUUAAAAUUAACACUAUGUGUUCAAUUUCCUUAUGGGCUUCUGAGAAUUGCCAUCUUCCCUCCAUGGACCCUCGUUUACUAUUGUAAUUAUACGAUACGAAGUAAAUGAAAUAACUAGAGAGAGAGAAAUACCACUGUGGCUAGACACACACACACACACACACCUGCCUAUGUGUACAUACAUACGUAUGUAUGUAGAUAUAAACACAUCUACAAAAGAUAAAAAUCAGCCCUAUUCUUCAAAGACACUGAUUUUUCAUGUUGGAAAACACAUUGUAUGGUAAAGAAUUGACUAGAAAAUGUCGCUUUUCAUGUUAGUGUUUUCAUAGAAUUGAAUUCUAACAGUUGUGUAUUUUCUGCACCCAAAUUUAUGAAAAUGGAUGCACCAAAUUCACCUUUAAUCACACAAGUUAAUUUAGCCAUCUAGUUUAACUUGGAGACUGAAUUGUAAGGGUGGAAGAAAUACUAUUUAAGGUUGUUGUUUAAUUAAAAGGAUUUUGAAAGAA
Manis javanica (Malayan pangolin) is the source of this 4711-nucleotide messenger RNA. The record is from RefSeq and is a predicted model, not a curated record. Lineage: Eukaryota; Metazoa; Chordata; Mammalia; Pholidota; Manidae.